AUGAAGAAACAGUCCAACACGCCGCCUAUUCGAACAGUGCAAGACGCCUACAGUUCAAAGAUCGAACUCGCUUACAAUGGAUCAAGGGAGGACUUAGACCCUUAUGUGCCAUCAGAACACAGACCCACGGAAUCAACAACAUCGAGCUUCGGUGCAUUAGCGCAUCUCCUCAAGGCGUCGCUCGGCUCGGGGGUAUUAGCGAUGCCCCUAGCUUUUAAGAACGCUGGCCUACUCGUUGGAGCUAUUGGAACUAUAGUAAUAGGAUUUAUCUGUGGACACGUAGUACAUAUACUAGUUAAAACAUCACAGCAACUGUGCGUGGAAGUCAAAAAACCAUCGUUGGGAUACGCCGAUACCUGUGAUCUCGUUUUUCAAAACGGUCCAAAACCUAUUAGGAAAUUUGCUCCUUUUGCAAGAGAGCUUGCAGACUGGGCCUUGGCAGUAACUCACUUAGGAGCAUGCUGCGUAUAUACAGUCGUUAUAGCAGAAUCCUUUAAACAAGUAUCAGACGUCUAUGGAGGUCCUAAUUGGUCAGUAACAGUCUAUUGUGGAUUGACCCUUGUAGUCUUAAUACCUUUAACACAAAUAACGAAACUAAAGUACUUAGUUCCGUUCUCCGCACUGGCAAACUUCGUUUGGCUGUGA
This is a messenger RNA of Parnassius apollo (apollo), 645 nucleotides long. The record is from the annotation of a GenBank genome assembly. NCBI's taxonomy places the organism in Eukaryota, Metazoa, Arthropoda, Insecta, Lepidoptera, Papilionidae.